UUUCCGUCCAUAAUAAAAUAUUAAUAUCCGUCAAUAUUAUAUUUCCUAUGAAAUCUCUCUCUCUGUCUCUCAUCAACAUGUAGAAGGGGAAGGAUAUGUUCUGCUCAUCACGAAAAGUCAGCGUCUCUCUCUUCAUCAUCAACUUUCCUUCUUUUCCCUCCCCUUCUCAAUCUUUUCUCAGGAAAAUCACAAGUUAUCCCAAGAAAAUACUCACAAACACGACGCUAGAAUCAUAAUCUCCUCUUCGAUUCGUUAUGAUUAUAUUUUCUUGAUUUUUGAUAAGAUUCUUUCGUAUAGCUGUAUAUAGUAUACACCAAGACACACUCAUCAUCAUAUAUAGAUUAUGUGCAGCGUCUUUGAGCUUCUUGAGAUGGACAGUUUUCAAGGAGACUUAACCGACGUCGUACGAGGAAUUGGAGGCCACGUGUUGUCGCCGGAAAUCCCUCUUCCUCCGAGCAUCUGGCCACUUCCACCACCAUCGCCAUCAGAUCUUCACAUAAAUCCCUUUGGAGAUCCCUUUGUGAGCAUGACCGAUCCUCUUCUCCAUGAACUCAACGUCGUCACAAACUCCGGCUAUUUCCCCACCGCCGGAGAUAACAACAACAACAGCAGCAGCAGCAGCGGUUUCUUGGUUCCUAAGGUAUCGGAAGAUGAUCAUAUAAAGAGUCAAUGCAGCAUCUUCCCAAGAAUCCGGAUCUCGCAUAGUAACAUCAUCCACGAUUCUUCUCCGUGUAAUUCUCCGGCCAUGUCGGCUCACGUUAUCGCCGCCGCAGCCGCCGCCUCGCCGAGAGGGGUCAUCAACGUCGAUACAAACAGUCCUAGAAACUGUCUAUUGGUCGAUGGUAACACGUUCUCUUCUCAGAUUCAUAUAUCUUCCCCUCGGAAUCUAGGCCUCAAGAGAAGCCGGUCAAGUGGUGAAGUGGUUCCGUCUGAUCUAUGGGCUUGGCGUAAAUACGGUCAGAAACCCAUUAAAGGCUCUCCUUUUCCAAGGGGUUACUAUCGAUGCAGCAGCUCAAAAGGUUGUUCAGCAAGAAAGCAAGUCGAAAGAAGCCGAACCGAUCCAAACAUGUUGGUGAUUACAUAUACUUCCGAACAUAACCAUCCUUGGCCCAUUCAACGCAACGCUCUCGCCGGUUCCACACGAUCCUCCUCCUCCUCUUCUAACCCUAACUCCAAAUCCUCAACCGCAAACGCAGCACCUUCAUCCAAUGGCUCCCAAAACAACACUCACUUACCUUCCUCCGCCACUCCUCCUCCUCUCUCAGCCUCCGACGUGAAAGAUGAACAACGUGAAGAAGAUAUGGAGCUGGAAAAUGUAGAAGAAGAUGACGAUAAUCAAAUUGCUCCGUAUAGACCAGAGCUUCAUCAUCAGCACCAGCCAGAUGAUUUCUUCGCAGAUCUUGAAGAGCUAGAAGGAGAUUCUCUAAGCAUGUUGCUUUCUCAAAGCUGCGCCGGCGACCGGAACAGUAAAACGACGGCGUCUGACGGGAUCAGCGAUUUCUUCGGUUGGUCGGGGGAAAAUAAUAAUAACGACGACCGAGACUCAAGGUCGUUAUAGAUAGUGUUAAUUACAUAAUAAAACAUUAUUUAAAAUUAAGUUGAGCUUGCGAAAUGACGAUUAUAGCCUAGUGGUGGGUUAAUGAGCUGGUUACUUGACAAACCGUAAAGGGUAUUCUCGUCAUUUUAUAUACAUUUGUUUUUUUGUUUUCUGUAGUUAAAAUACGAAAGGCCGUUUUAUUUGUGGGUUUUUAUUUUGUGAAGAGUAUUACUAUUAGAUUAAUGUCAAGAGACAAAAGAUAGAGAUUUCGAAAGUAUCGUUUGUGUCUAUAUUCGAGUUGAAACACAGUAUUUUUUACUUAACAAUUCAUAC
This is a messenger RNA of Thlaspi arvense, 1870 nucleotides long. The record is from the annotation of a GenBank genome assembly. NCBI's taxonomy places the organism in Eukaryota, Viridiplantae, Streptophyta, Magnoliopsida, Brassicales, Brassicaceae.